AUUCUAGUACCUACGUAUAAGCUGGUCUGGGGUGGUGUUACUAUCAGUGAGUCUACACCGCAAAACGGACACCCGAAAAAAAAAAUGAAACAAGAGCGACGAGAACAAUCGUCAAUCCUCGAUUUUAAUAUAAACGCCAUUGAUAACGGCCGGAAUGGUAGCAGUUUAGCUUCGGGACUUGUCGAGUGCACUAGUUAGUCGUGCAAGAAGGUGAAACGGGAAAACUCCGGCAAUAGUUAAGUAGUCCAGUGCAAGCCGUGGUGUUGAGUAAAUCUUUGACAGUUCACAAAAAAUCCUUGAAGAUGUGCGAAAAGGGAUCGCAGUGUUACGAAAAGUACAAAGAGUGGGAGAAUAACGAGGAGAUUAAGAUCUUCCGGGAAUAUCUGCGCAUCCCAACGGUGCAUCCGGAUGUGAACUACGAUGAUUGCGUGGAGUUUCUCAAACGUCAAGCCGAAGGCCUGGAGCUUCCGGUGCGGGUGAUUGAGGUGAAUCCCCGGAAACCGAUCGUUAUCAUGACCUGGGAGGGUACGGAACCAUCGGAGAAAUCCAUCAUCCUGAACUCGCACAUGGACGUGGUGCCGGUGUAUCCGGAACGUUGGACUCAUCAGCCUUUCGGGGCUGAAAUGGAUAUGGAGGGACGGAUCUACGCACGUGGUGCCCAGGACAUGAAGUGCGUGGGGAUGCAGUUCUUGGCUGCGAUACGGGCGUUGAAGCGUGACGGUAUCAGACUAAAGCGAACCAUUCACGCUACGUUCGUUCCGGAUGAGGAGAUCGGCGGCAAGCUGGGCAUGAAGGAAUGGGUACACAAGGAUAGUUUCGGGGAGCUGAAUUGUGGAUUUGCCAUAGAUGAGGGCAUUGCUGGACCCGGCGAGGAGUUUGCGCUGUUCUAUGGAGAGCGUAGCGUGUGGCAUGUGUAUUUCCACAUUUCGGGUACACCUGGACAUGGAUCGCUACUGUUGAAGGGCACGGCCGGCGAGAAAGCACGGUACAUUAUCGACAAGUUGAUGGAUAUGCGAAAGCGGGAGGAAAAGAAGCUGGAAGACAAUCCGGAUUGGACGAUCGGUGAUGUUACUACCAUCAACAUUGUGAUGAUGUCGGGUGGAGUCCAGAGCAAUGUGGUUCCACCGGAGCUGAUGGUGGCCUUCGAUGUACGGGUCGCCGUAGAUGUGAAGCAUCUGGAGUUGGAAAACCAGCUGCUCGACUGGUGCCAUGAAGCUGGUGGCGGUAUUGAGAUCGAAUACGACCAGAAGUGUCCUUACGUCAAGCCGACAACUUUGGAUGGAUCGAAUCGCUACUGGGUAGCCUUCAAGGAUGCUUUGGAUGAACUGGGUCUGAAGGUUAAGCCGCAGAUCUUCCCCGGAGGAACCGACAGUCGAUACAUUCGUGGAAUCGGAAUCCCUGCCAUCGGAUUCUCGCCCAUGAACAACACACCGGUGUUGCUUCACGAUCACGAUGAGUUCCUGCAGGCUGAUACCUACCUGAGGGGCAUUGAUAUCUACAAGAAGAUAAUUACCAAUGUGGCUAAUGUUUAGUCGGAAUCCUGCAACGAGUGCCAAAGAAUUUAUCUUAGAAAAAACCUUCUAUUUGUGAAGCAUUAUUCCGGGAUGAUUCCGGAAAAUUCAAACCAAAAUUUAGUUGUUAUGUUACCUUAAAUAUUUUGCCUUAGCUAGUCAGUUGUCAAUCGCUGAAGCGAGAAUCGAUAUCAAAACAUUGUUAUAAAGUUCAGAAAUCUUCAAUUUCGAAGUCACUUAUUCGAUGCAAUUUCUGGAAACUUUUAUAAGGAAAAAAAAUGCGAGAUCUGAUUUACAAUUGUAAUCUAUUAAUAUGCAGAUUCUGGCUGUGAAUUUCGUUUUGUUGCAAAAAUUUUGAAUAUAAAAAUUCAUAUACCUAUCAAAAUUGAUACACUUAAGCUAUUUUAGAAAUGUUUUUUCAAUCAGCACCUCUUUGUCACGUUCCAAAUUUUUAUUCUUUUUAUACUCAAUUUUUUCCCUCAAUGUUAGCGUUAUGAACUUCAACUUCACCUGUGUUACAAAGACGCAACAAGCUCAAAGGUAUCGUUUGAUAGUUUUGAAAACCGAUUGAUUUUUAGACGGUCUACUACAAGAAUGAUUUCCAAAUUGUUUCUACACAUCGUUAAAUAAAGUUUUCCUUUACAAAACUGUUUUUUAUAAGAAAUUUUCAAAUAUAUCUAUGUUGAAAUAUCGUA
Messenger RNA from Uranotaenia lowii, 2206 nucleotides. Its product is annotated as aminoacylase-1-like. The record is from RefSeq and is a predicted model, not a curated record. NCBI's taxonomy places the organism in Eukaryota, Metazoa, Arthropoda, Insecta, Diptera, Culicidae. Gene Ontology annotation, biological process: amino acid metabolic process. The coding region runs from base 303 to 1532 and encodes 409 amino acids. Gene Ontology annotation, molecular function: aminoacylase activity. The transcript has 4 exons. Gene Ontology annotation, cellular component: cytoplasm.